This is a messenger RNA of Zymoseptoria tritici IPO323, 1773 nucleotides long. RefSeq lists its product as uncharacterized. The transcript is spliced from 5 exons. Bases 1 to 1773 code for a protein of 590 amino acids. The record is from RefSeq and is a predicted model, not a curated record. Lineage: Eukaryota; Fungi; Ascomycota; Dothideomycetes; Mycosphaerellales; Mycosphaerellaceae.
AUGCCGUCUCACAAUCCAGGCGUCAAGGAGCUUGCCUCGAGAAUUGGCUUGCGCGGCAUUUGCACUGCAAAAAAAGGCGACAUGAGUGCACACCCGACUUUGCAGCUCUUCUGGGAGAAGGUUUCUAAGUUGUGCAAGAGCCAAUACAUGCGCUCAUGCGAAGACAUCCGGGAAGCAGAGGACAUUCAACGAGCAGCACUGGAGAUGUUCAACGCAUACGCCCCUGAGCUUUGGAAACGUCCGACGCAUGGCGAGACUCGUGGCUGGCUUUACUCUCCUGGAGAAGGAUGGGCAGCAUGCUCACGCUACACACGCGAUCUCUUCUACGACUCGCAGAGUGACCGUGAAUUCCUCCGGACCACUCUCACUGAACUGAUUAUCAAACGAAUCCUCAAUCAUCACAAGCGACACUAUCGGCAGUCUCUACGGUACUCGUCGGAAGCCAGCUUCGGUCCGGAUGCGAGUCUCGCAGGUUCAUCUUUCCAGUGCUUUGGCAGCGGACUCCCGAUCACGAACCAUCAAGACGCUACAUGGCCCAACGAGCAGGGCAUUUGGCUCGGGUCGUAUGAUGAAGAAAAGGAGCAAGUCAAUGGGAUGUCAUUCGAAGAGCUCAACUCCAAAUACUUUGACGAUACCACAGGAGGCACACAGACAACUGGAGUUGAACCUGAGGUGUUCGCUUGCUCGGAAGAGCCAAUGGAGAUGAUCGUUCAAUGCAAAGCAUGCGCAACGAAAGGCCAUUCAACCGCCUUGACUGCCGAAAUAUGGGCUUUUGAGUGGUCGGAAUCUGACACGGCCACACACAUGUCGUUCAGUGUCUGGACGUACCCUUGUUUUCUCAACGGCAAGAAAGUGUUCGCAAUACUCAAGCCGGUACCAGAACACGAAUUGAAACGCCUUGGAUCUGCAAAACUCUGGCAAUUCUGGCUUAUCGACGGAGGAUACACGAAAACAACAUUUCUUGCACAGACUCAGGGUCCUGUUGCUCUAUCCCACAACGCUGGCGCAACUGCUUCCAUACUCCAAAAUGAAAGACCUCAGUAUGCCAGAAAAAGCACUCCGACAACUGGUGCGAUUGGUGGUAAGGGCAAGAAGCGCGCUCGGGAAUACAGUUCUACGAACAGAGCCGAAGAAAUCUUCAGAAGCAUCCGCAAACAGUGUGUCGAGCACUCCGAUCGCUCUGGAUCUCCUCCGAAGGGUGGCAAUGAUUGGGAUAGCAUGUAUGACGUUACACCCCGACCUGAUCUUGACACGACACGCAAGACAGCAAACACCAUGGCAACAAGGCCAGCAGGUUCAGGGCAGCACGUACGGACAGGCGUGGGAGAGCCCAAUAUCGGCAGCGGUGUUGAUCGUCAGGGCACGGCGCAAGCUGAUCAGGCCUCCUCAUUGUUUGCGCACGCCGCUGGAUUACCCUCGUCCUCCGGCCGCCCAUCGGAAAGAGCCCCUUUACUCACCAUUACCCCGCCGCUCCAACCCGAGAUACGCUUCGAACUCUGGAUGAGAUCUUCUGCAAUCAAAGGCGUCAAGAUUGUCAUGCUGUCCGACAGGCUUGCCGUGGAAGACGUCUUCGCUGCCGCCCACAAGAAGAUUGGCAAGAGACUUGGAGAUAGGGAAGGCAGAGAUAUCACGGGAAUUCUCGUAGAGAUUCCCGGCGAGAAUGAUCCGAUCUGCGUCGAACAUGACGGUGCCGAUGAGUGGGAUGCGGUGCUUCGCAGCGUGAAAGACGCUGGUCUUGUGAAGCUGUAUGGAACUGUCGAGUGCGAGGCUUGA